Drosophila willistoni is the source of this 1470-nucleotide messenger RNA. Its product is annotated as signal transducer and transcription activator-like. Bases 83 to 1408 code for a protein of 441 amino acids. The record is from RefSeq and is a predicted model, not a curated record. The transcript is spliced from 5 exons. Lineage: Eukaryota; Metazoa; Arthropoda; Insecta; Diptera; Drosophilidae. Gene Ontology annotation, molecular function: DNA-binding transcription factor activity, RNA polymerase II-specific; RNA polymerase II cis-regulatory region sequence-specific DNA binding. Gene Ontology annotation, biological process: cell surface receptor signaling pathway via JAK-STAT; defense response; regulation of cell population proliferation.
GUUUAUACUAAAGGCGUAAUUGCGAAUCACUUUCGCUCUGGACAUAGUAUUUUAGCAAUCCAGUCGGACUCCAUUAACUAACAUGGAUAAAUUAUCAUUGAGGCACGAUGAAAUCCAAAAGUUUCUCUCUGAUUGCCAACUUGACAAUUUCGACAAUCCACGUACGAUGUUGAUCAGUUAUUCUAAACUGAACCUAUUUAGCGAAGAAGUUCUCGAUAGUUGGAAUUCAAGUGGCCCAAAUUUUAAAAGUUAUCACUCUAGAACAUUCAAGUUACUGCUUCAGCUUUUGAAUACUUUACGUGACCAGGCUGCUCGAAUACAAAUCUGUUCACAGUUCAUUAGAAAAGAGAAGUUUUACCUGAUGAAAUUAGUUUGUCAUGUGGAUGUAUCGACGCAGAUAUUAAAGAUAGGUAGCCCCAUCAAAGCGACCUUUCGAUGUCUCUAUGUGGAUGACGUAAAUAUUUCAGAACCCAAUGUCCAUUGCUGCGUUGUAUCUGACAAACAAAUAUCAAUACUUCAGGGGCACUCUGAUGCACCGGAAAUUAAUGGGAAUUUGUGUGUAAUUGGAACAGAAAAAUUAAAGUAUGAAGAUGGCAAACGCUGUGCCACAUUUAAUGAGUUGACAAUCGAUAGAAUACAUCAGUUUUAUACACAUUCAGCAAAUAGUUUUGAAGGAAAAUGUGCUUUGUUCUUUUACACCACACUUUCGAUCAACAAUCAAGAAGUAGACGUUUGGACACUGUCCCAUCCGAUGGUUCAGAUUUCACACGCCAGUCAAGAGCGGGUUGCUGAGGGUUCAAUCUUUUGGGUAAAUUACUUUUCAAGACAAGAGAAUACAGUUGAAUGCACGGGAUUGACACUGGCUUUGGUUCACGAAUUUAAUAAGAGGGUGAUUAAUAGGCCGAUGAGUGAUUUGAAUAUUAAAUACAUUUAUGAAAAUCUUCUAGCUUUAGCAGAAAAUGAAUUCAUUACAUCGCAAAUUUUUUUGAAAAGAGUUUGGAAACUAAAUUAUUCUUUUUGGGAAUGGUUUUACAACCUUAUGAAGUUAUUGGGGCCCAGAGCAAAGAAUGGUGGUGACGAUGUCACAGAUACCUCAGUACAUGCUAUAUGGGAAGCUGGUCUCAUUUCUGGAUUCAUUAGUAAUGAAAAGGCUGCGGGUCUUCUUAAGGAUCAACAAGCUGGUACUUUUUUAAUUCGUUUCUCAGACGCAAACUUACGCGCCAUACAAAUAACCAAAAUGACGCCAAAUGGAGUGGUGGAUAGCCAUGAAGUAUUGCAUUCAGAUCUUAGAGAUCAAGGCUUAGCCCGUUGCAUCUACUAUAUAGAUGGUGCAGAGUAUUUGCUUUCCACAUUUUUAGAGGAUGUGAGAAAUCGGGAUGAAGCAUUAAGUCCAUUCAUUAGUAACUAAGACACACAUUCGCAAAACAUUUGUAGUAAACCUUCCAAAGCUUUAAUAACAUAAAUAAAUGU